AUGGAACUGAAGGCGCAGGAAGUUUCGGUACUGGAAUCAGUCAUAUAUUGGGCUUUCUUUAAGAUCUUCAAAGAUCCCGAUCCGGGAUUUGCAGUUACUGCCAUUUCCAUCGCUACCAAUUUCGUGCUGUCAAAUAUGUUGCUGUAUGGUAUAACGGGACGCGCUAGACUAUCAUAUCUGCUAAGCAUGGCAACUAUACCAUGUUCCGUCUUCCUGUGUAUUCGUGAUUCACGGCAUGACUUUGAGAAGUGGAAAGAGCUGGAAGUAUUACGACUCAGGGGCGUUCCAGACAGGUUUAUGCCGUACAAAUGUAAAUACGACUGGACGGAGUACGAAAAAGUUCUCCGGGAUAAAUCUAGGAAGUAG
This is a messenger RNA of Cooperia oncophora, 366 nucleotides long. The record is from the annotation of a GenBank genome assembly. Lineage: Eukaryota; Metazoa; Nematoda; Chromadorea; Rhabditida; Trichostrongylidae.